This is a messenger RNA of Tarenaya hassleriana, 2813 nucleotides long. RefSeq lists its product as uncharacterized. The record is from RefSeq and is a predicted model, not a curated record. The transcript has 3 exons. Lineage: Eukaryota; Viridiplantae; Streptophyta; Magnoliopsida; Brassicales; Cleomaceae. The coding region runs from base 376 to 2460 and encodes 694 amino acids.
CAAAUGAGCACCGUUUACUUUCACUGGAAAAUUUACUUCCAACAAAAUUCCCCUUUUUUUAUUUAUCGAUAAUUUCCCAAAUUUCCGAUUGCCGAUCGACGGCAAAUCUCGAACUAUUCUCCGGCGAUUCAGUCGGGGGACUUAGAAUCCGCUGAGGGUUUGUGGUUUUUUUGCUCGGAUUCGACCGGUUUUGGUCCGCUCGGGCUUGAGGAGGAAGAACUUGCAGAGAUCUGCUCAUGGCCUUGUUUCCAUUUCUGGGCAAAUCUGACUUGAGAAAUGAGCAAAUCUGGCGUAGGGUUUUCAUUUCAAAUCCACAGAGCAGGUUUCAUCGUGGUUCCUUGUGAAAAGUUUGAUUGUGGAUUCAUCUGAUUCUUCAUGGAUCCAUACAAAGAGGAGGCUUUCCGAGCGAAACAGAUCGCCGAGAGGAAAUUUGUAGAAAAAGACUUUACUGGUGCAAGGAGUUAUGCAUUGAAGGCUAGGUCGCUGUUUCCUAACUUGGAGGGUAUAUCACAAAUGGUUGCGACUUUCGAAGUUUAUACUGCUUCUCAGAGUAGACGUAAUGGAGAAAUUGACUAUUAUGCAAUUCUUGGACUGAAACCCACAGCUGGGAAAAGGGAAGUGAAGAAACAAUACAAGAAGAUGGCCAUAUUGCUUCAUCCAGAUAAGAACAAAUGUAUCGGAGCUGAUGGGGCAUUCCAACUCGUAUCUGAAGCGUGGAACUCCUUGUCUGACGAGUUCAAGAAAAGCACUUUUUAUUACAAAAGGAAAAAACAUAUUGACUCCAUGGCCGUUCAGAAGAACAGCUCAGAGUAUGUGCCUGGAGUUACCGGAUUCGAUUAUUGCCCACCAGCUUCAGAAAGGCUUGAUACUUUCUGGACUGUGUGCACCUCUUGCAAAGUACAGUACGAGUAUCUGCGGAAGUAUGUGAAUAAGAGGCUUUCAUGUAAGAACUGUCGGGAAGCCUUUAUUGCGGUGGAAACUGGACCUGCUCCUGUUAGUGCCUCGUUUCAUUAUGCAGCAGCAUCUCAUACACCAAGUAACGGCUAUGGCAGUUAUGGUUAUGAUGGUGUCACAUGCAUGCCUGCCAGUUCCACAUAUUUCGUGGGUCACCAUCCUGGACCUAGAUAUGAUUAUGUUACGAAUGGAUCCUACGAAUGGAAUUCGUUCCCUGAAACCUCCCCAAGCAAUAUGGAUUCUAAUGGUGUGCCCUCGGUUUCUGCUGGAUAUGGCUAUAAGCUCAGUUAUGGAGUUGUCUCUAGAGGAAGAAAAAAGGUCAAAGACAGUUCUAAUGGGACCUGUUCGAUGAAAAGCAUGGCUACUGCUCUGAUACAUUCAAAUCCACCUGAUGGGUUUACUGAUGCUGCUGCAAUUAAGGUCAGCAAACUUGAAAAGAAGAGGAAGUUUGUUUCGGGAUUCUCUGGUAACGGACACGAUGAAAACAAUUCAAAAUCUGCUCCAGAGUUAAGAACAACAAAUACAGAUACGAACAUGGAUCAAGAUUUCAAACUUCCCGGCCAAAGUUAUUUUUCAACUAGGCGAUGCCCUGCUGCACCGGCCUUAGACACCCGUAAGCUAUUGAUUAACAAAGCUAGGGCAGAUGUUCGGCAGAAACUAGAGAUUAUGAGAUUGGCUUCAGAGACGGCAAGUAAAGAAAACAGGACUCCACUCGGUGAAAAUGAUGUUCGGUCAUCCAAAGUUGGAAAUCCUGUUUCCCCGGGUCAACAAUUGGUACAGGAAACAAAAGGGCCAGUAUCAAUAACUGUUCCAGACCCCGACUUCCACGAUUUUGAUAAAAACAGGUCAGAGGAAUGCUUCAAGCCAAGGCAAAUAUGGGCAAUUUAUGAUGAGGAUGACGGUAUGCCACGCUUGUACUGUGUGGUUCGGGAGGUACUCUCAGUUCAGCCGUUUAAGAUUGACAUAGCCUACUUGAGCUCCAAAACCGACGCGGAGUUUGGAUCAACGAAAUGGGUUCAUUACGGAUUUACAAAGUCUUGUGGGCAUUUCAGAAUCCGAAACACUGACAUAGUUGAGCAAGUGAACAUCUUUUCCCAUCUCUUGAAAGGCAAGAAGACAGGGAGAGGUGGUUGUGUAAGAAUAUUCCCCAAGACCGGAGAGAUUUGGGCUGUGUACAGAAACUGGUCACCAGACUGGAACAAGUCAACCCUUGAUGAGGUGAGGCACCAAUAUGAAAUGGUUGAGAUUCUUGAUGAUUACUCUGAAGAGUUUGGAGUUCGUGUAAUUCCACUGGUUAAGCUAGAGGGUUUCAAGACCGUGUACCGAAGAACCACAAGAGAGGACCGUAAGAGAUGGAUACCGAGGAAGGAGAUGUUACGAUUUUCGCAUCAAAUACCAUCCUGGUUUCUCAGACAAGAGACUAGCGGGUUGCCCGGAAACUGUUGGGACUUGGACCCGGCUGCCAUCCCCGAGGAGUUGCUUCACACGGGGGCGGGAACCGAUUAAACUGCACUUCUUGCGACAGAGAUAAGAGAUUCAGAUUUGAGGCAUAGAUAAGAUUGGUGAAAACCCUGUAAGAGUCGAUCCAUGUAAAGGGUUCUCUUCUUAACUUCGGACAAGUAUUCACCAAAAGAUUUCAGGAUUCUGUAAGCAUAAGCCUCUGUUGUUUCUUUCAUUGGAGCUUUUUUACAUUACUUAUGUUCCUCAUAGUGACUUUGCUCUGCUUUUCUCCCUCUCUCUUCAACUCUUUUGUUCCUACUUGUUCUUGUUCUUGUUAACCCUAGUGAUUAACAAGUUUUACUGAUUUACAAAUGUAGCAUUACCAAGUUAUCAUUUCAAGCUUUAACUCCUUUUUAAUA